UGCUCUUGUGUUCAGUUACAGGUACAGUUCUCAAAUUAUACUUGAGACCUCAAAAAGGUUUGAUGGCAUUAUGUGGAGGUGUCAUUUCAAGUAUAGAUCUAAUCUAGCUAGAUCUAAGCUUCGGCUAUUAAUAUUAAGCAUAACAUAGUAAGGUAGCAUAACAGUGGGAGGCUAGUGUGUAAAUAGUAAUGGCAAUAUCAGUAUAAAGAGCGUGGAUAGUGUACUGUAACUGUGUGAUUGCUGUGGCGCCAGGUCCCGCCCCCUCUGUUGUGUCCUCCAGUCUCGUCAGGUCGCUGGAGGAGGAGAAGGAGGACGGGUUACAGGAGCCCCUCCAGUCCUAAUACUGGAUUUACCGGACUACACCUGUCGCGAGCGCUGUGUUGUUGUGUCGUAAACGGAUGAUAACAGCGCUCAGACAGAGGCCGACCGGAGACCCAAACACAGGAGCGAGCCCUGUGUGUUUUUCUACCGAGGGUCGACAACAUUAGACAGACAGACGGCUGAAAGGGCCGGCUCUGCUCGGCUUGGCUCUCAUCCCCUGCUUUAUGUUUUGAAUAUUUGUUCCUGUACCUGAGGACAGAGGAGGAGACAACAAGCAGAAUUCCGGUGAAUGGUUUUAUCCGCAGUGCCUCAGCCAACCAGCCAACUGGGGAGCAGGAUGUCAAGGCAGCACUCGCAGCCGCAGCAGCAGCACCGGACGCCGUUAAAGCUCACCGACAACAUGGUGGAGGUCAAGAGCAAAUUUGAGGCAGAAUACCGUCGCUUUGCUCUAAAGAGAAAUGGCCCAGGUGGCUUCCAGGAGUUCUACAGCCUCCUCCAAACCAUCCAUCUGAUCCCUGGUGUCGACGUUCUGCUGGGAUACGCCGACGUUCAUGGAGACCUCCUUCCAAUCAACAAUGAUGACAACUUCCACAAAGCUAUCUCAUCAGCCAAUCCUCUGCUACGUAUUAUCAUAACCAAAAAAGAGGAUGAACCUGUAGUUUUUGCCACCGACUCCCUGCAGAGGCGUAAAAAAGGACUCGGUUUAACUGGACUGCGAACCACUGGCUCAGGCUCCACCCACUCAAAGAACAAACCGGGCCUUAUGAUUGGCCUGCCACAAAACUUCAGACAGAUCUCAUCUAUUAUUGAUGUGGACAUCCUACCUGAAACACACCGACGUGUACGACUCCACAAGCAUGGUACCCACAAACCACUGGGCUUUUAUAUCCGUGAUGGGGUGAGCGUGCGGGUGACACCACAAGGGGUGGAGAAGGUUCCAGGGGUGUUCAUAUCUCGUCUGGUACGUGGUGGGCUAGCAGAAAGCACAGGACUGCUAGGAGUUAAUGAUGAGAUUCUCGAGGUCAACGGCAUUGAUGUAGCAGGAAAAUCUUUGGAUCAGGUGACAGACAUGAUGGUGGCCAACAGUCACAACCUCAUUGUAACUGUCAAACCAGCUAACCAGAGGAACAAUGUGGUGCAUCGUGGGAGUAAAACCUCAAUGGGUAACUCUGGUUCUGUGGGUUCAGCUGGAUCUACGAGCUCCGCUCCAUCGCAUGACUCACCAAGUCCUGCUUCUCAAAGCAACCCCAUUACUGCAAGCAAUAGCAUUGCAGAGGGCGACAGUGAUGAUGAAGAUGACGAUGGCGAUGUCAUUCUGGAGAAUGACUACCUGACACCUUUCGACUCACAACAGGACACCAACAGCAACAACACUAACCUCAACAGAGACUCACCUAACAACAGGCCUCACAAUUCGAGGCCCCUCCCACAGAGUGUCUCAUUGCCCAAUAGCGUUGGUGCAACCCUGGGUGUCAGGUCCACGAUGAUGUCCAGUCAUAACGGAAACCCUGCCCACAUAUCUAGUAGCAGUCAAGAGAGCAUGAGGGAAGAUGGCAACAUAAUAACAUUGUAACCAUGACAUCGAGAGCUACAGUUACAGUGAGAACUGUGGAGUGUUACAACCACAAAGUGCUGUAACUAUGAUAAUAAGAGAUGGCUGUAGCAGCAUGUUUUCUUUUAAAGGUUCUUCCUGCGGUUUCUCUUUUUAGAGUGGACUUUUUGACAGGUUGGGAACACUGACAGCACUGUAGAGAUACAGGAUACAAAGUCCUGCUCUCUUCUUACACCUUGGAUCACGGCUUCACAAUCUACAGUCAACAAUGUCUUUUUAUAUGUCUGCAUCAUCUGGCUGGGGUAAUGCACAAAGCCAAAUUGUCAGGUUCUGUACCAAAAAAGUAUUUAUAUUCACCCCAGGGAAAUGAUUGAAAUGCCAUGAUGUAUAAACUGAUCAGUUUUUGCUUAUAGCAUUGGUCCUGUAAAAGCCAUACAUCAGUUUUAUGUCAACACAUUUAAGAAGUCAUCUCCAUUCCAAAAUUGCUUGUGAAGUACUACAAAAAUGCCCAGUGUCCAGUUUCACCAGUUAGAAACACCAACUGUGGAUAGCUGACUCAUUGACUACAAGAUAAUGAAAAAAAAAACAGU
Molecule: messenger RNA, 2463 nt
Organism: Larimichthys crocea (large yellow croaker)
Lineage: Eukaryota; Metazoa; Chordata; Actinopteri; Sciaenidae
Gene: pard6a
Product: par-6 family cell polarity regulator alpha
Exons: 6
Coding region: 611-1894 (427 amino acids)
Biological process (GO): regulation of cellular localization; centrosome cycle; establishment or maintenance of cell polarity
Cellular component (GO): nucleus; cell cortex; apical plasma membrane
Molecular function (GO): protein binding
Source: RefSeq, a predicted model, not a curated record